AUGGAUAAGGAGAAAUCCCCGGGCCACGGUGGAGGUUUACCACCUCCGUCAGUUCGUUACUCUGGUUUUUCGCCCAUGGGAAGUAGCUUCAGUGUGAAACCUGAGCCAUCUUCAGCAUCACCAUCGUACCCGCCAUUGGCACCAGGUUCUAGUUCGGAAUCAGGACAUUUUGGACAUGGCAUGAGUGCUGAUUCUAGUUGCUUUAGCAACGAUAUUAGUGGAAUGACUGAUACACCGCGGAGGAAUUUGGGUCAUAGACGUGCCCAUUCGGAAAUUCUCACACUUCCUGUUGACAUUGGCUUCGAUAGUGACCUUGGUGUUGUGGGUGGCGCUGACGUUCCUUCAUUUUCGGAUGAGACUGAGGAGGACUUGUCUAUAUACCUUGAUUUGGAUAAGUUCAAUUCAUCAUCUUCUACGCCUUCUUUCCAAGUGGGUGAGCCAUCUUCUGCUGUGGCAGCACCAAGUCCGGCACUGACAUCCAUGGUAACACCAGCAUCUGGUGCAGUGACUUCUGCUGAGAAUGUUGCCACUGGUGCUAACGAGCGGCCCAGAGUUAGGCACCAACAUAGCCAGUCCAUGGAUGGGUCCAUGACAAUUAAACCGGAGAUGCUUGUGUCAGGUUCAGAAGAUAUAUCUGCAGUUGAUUCCAAGAAAGCCAUGCCAACUGCUAAGCUUGCAGAGCUUGCUUUAAUUGAUCCCAAGCAUGCAAAGAGGAUCUGGGCAAACAGGCAGUCAGCUGCUAGAUCAAAGGAAAGGAAGAUGCGAUACAUUGCAGAGCUUGAAAGGAAGGUGCAGACACUGCAAACAGAAGCAACUUCAUUGUCUGCUCAACUGAUCCUCUUGCAGAGAGAUACAAAUGGUCUGACGGCUGAGAACAGCGAACUGAAACUGUGCUUGCAAACAAUGGAGCAACAGGUUCACUUUCAAGAUGCACUAAAUGAUGCACUCAGAAAAGAGAUUCAGCACUUUAAAGUGUUGACUGGCCAAGCUACGCCAAACGGUGGUCCCAUGAUGAAUUUUUCGUCUUUUGGAGCUGGCCAGCAAUUCUAUUCUAACAAUCAGGCAAUGCACACCCAUUUAACGACACAGCAGUUUCAAAAGCUUCAGAUUCAUUCGCGGAAGCUGCAGCAUCAGCUUCAGCAACAUCCACUGCAUCAGCUUCAGCAACAAACUGGAAAUUUGAAAAUCAGAGGAUCCAUGUCUUCUCCCAGUCAAAAAGAAAAUGCUGCGGAUGUUAACUCUCUGAUGUUAUGA
Juglans microcarpa x Juglans regia is the source of this 1254-nucleotide messenger RNA. Its product is annotated as probable transcription factor PosF21. Gene Ontology annotation, molecular function: DNA-binding transcription factor activity. Gene Ontology annotation, biological process: regulation of DNA-templated transcription. NCBI's taxonomy places the organism in Eukaryota, Viridiplantae, Streptophyta, Magnoliopsida, Fagales, Juglandaceae. The record is from RefSeq and is a predicted model, not a curated record. The transcript has 4 exons. Gene Ontology annotation, cellular component: nucleus. The coding region runs from base 1 to 1254 and encodes 417 amino acids.